Molecule: messenger RNA, 5563 nt
Organism: Mugil cephalus (flathead mullet)
Lineage: Eukaryota; Metazoa; Chordata; Actinopteri; Mugiliformes; Mugilidae
Gene: large1
Product: LARGE xylosyl- and glucuronyltransferase 1
Exons: 15
Coding region: 860-3127 (755 amino acids)
Biological process (GO): protein O-linked glycosylation via mannose
Molecular function (GO): xylosyltransferase activity; glucuronosyltransferase activity
Source: RefSeq, a predicted model, not a curated record
AAUUUAAUCAGACACAAGGACCCUAAAGAGGAGGCAACAGGAGAUAAGCAGUGUGUCAGUCUAGUGCUGAUUCAGGGUGCUGGGGUAUUCUGUCCAUGAGUCCUUGAAAACGGUCCAAGUCAGACUCCGGUCCGCUGAGAUCCACUCCUUUUUACACUCCGUCCCUUCUCUGAAUACAGUGCUGUGAUUGGAUGCUGGCUGCUCGUCAGGAAGAAAGAGCUGCUGUGUUGAGGCCGAAAACUCAGACACCACCACCACCAGGUCCUGGGUGAUACUAGAUUACUCAAGGGUAACGGAAUACAAAGUCUACCGGACCGUCGGAUGGCAUUUUUAAGUAGCUGAGCUUUAUCGGAGCACCGACGGAGCCUGCGUGCUUUAGCCGGCGCAGCUGUCUCUCUCCAUCCGACUGUGCGUCGCUGACUGCUGGUCACAGAAAUCCAGACCCGCCGUCGUUUUAAUGAGACUGAAGAGGCUGUAUGGCGACGCAGCUACAAACCUGUCACAUAUUUAAAUAUUAACCCAGCCCGGAGGAUAUAUAACGGAUCAGCUGUUGUCUCCGGUAGCCGGCGCUGACAGCUGAGACUGCCGGGCAGGAUUUAUCUGGAUAAAGCUCCAACUACAUGGGACAAGUAAGCGGCGGGCAACCGUUUGCGUUAGAGGAAUUGUUGACACCGACCUAGAGACACCAGUUUCCCUUUGAAAUAGCCCCCAGGAUCCAUUGCCGUGGGAUUAUUUGAAAAAGCCUUCUUCGUAGCAGCAGUUUGAAGCCUCUGCAUCAGUGCCAUGAAUCAGCCUGGACAACAGCUGCUACCCACAUAGAGGUCACUCCACCUCUCUUUCCAUCACAUUGGUCCAGAGGAUGCUGGGAAUGUGUCGUGGGCGCAGGAAAUUCCUGGCGGCAUCCCUCGCCCUGCUCUUUAUCCCAGCACUCACCUGGCUGUACUUGUCAGUUGGGAGCUUUCAAGUGAAGCCCCUCCCCCUGUCUCCAUUGGAAGCCCAGUCAUUAACACCAGUGGGCGGAGCCGGCGAUCGGCAGGCCUUGGAGCUGAGGGUCCGGGCGGUGGAGGAGGAGAACCGGGCACUGCGCCGAGAGCUCAGCCGGCCACCCAGGAGCCCGCCUGCGCGCCUUCCAAGCGGCGGUCACCGUGGCAACCAAAGCCGAACCCAUUCAGAGGAAGGCACUGGCGACAAUGAGGGCCAGAAAGCUGGUGCAGUGGGAAACAGCUCAGACUGUGUGCAGCAGCCAGUGGUGGAUAAGUGCGAGACAAUCCAUGUGGCCAUCGUGUGUGCAGGUUACAACGCAAGUCGAGACGUAGUGACGCUGGUCAAGUCUGUGCUCUUCCACAGGCGGAACCCUCUUCAUUUCCAUUUCAUCACAGACUCCAUUGCUCAGCAGAUCCUGUCCUCUCUUUUCCAUACCUGGAUGGUCCCUGCCGUCAGGGUGGACUUCUAUGAUGCAGAUGAGCUAAAGUCUGAAGUGUCAUGGAUCCCCAACAAACAUUACUCUGGGAUCUACGGGCUGAUGAAGCUGGUACUCACCAAAACACUGCCAUCAGAUCUGCAGAGGGUCAUCGUUUUGGACACAGACAUCACCUUUGCCACUGACAUUGCUGAACUCUGGGCCGUCUUCCACAAGUUCAAAGGUCAGCAGGUUCUGGGUCUGGUGGAGAACCAAAGUGACUGGUACCUGGGAAACCUGUGGAAGAACCAUCGACCUUGGCCAGCUCUGGGCCGAGGCUUCAACACUGGGGUUAUUCUGCUUCUCCUGGACCGGCUACGGAAGCUCAGAUGGGAGCAGAUGUGGAGGUUGACUGCAGAAAGGGAACUAAUGAGCAUGCUGUCCACCUCCCUUGCAGACCAGGAUAUCUUCAAUGCUGUGAUCAAACAGAACCCGUUCCUGGUUCACCAGCUGCCAUGCUUCUGGAAUGUCCAGCUAUCUGACCACACCCGCUCAGAGAAGUGCUACAAAGAUGUGUCAGAUCUCAAGGUUAUCCAUUGGAAUUCUCCCAAGAAGCUGCGAGUGAAGAAUAAGCAUGUAGAGUUUUUCCGGAACCUGUAUCUUACCUUUCUGGAGUAUGAUGGCAACCUGUUACGACGAGAGCUGUUCGGCUGUCCCAGUGAAGCCGACCACAACAGUGAGAACCUCCAGAAGACUCUGUCAGAGCUAGAUGAAGAUGAUCCGUGUUACGAGUUUCGUCGAGAGCGAUUCACCGUUCACCGAACACACCUCUAUUUCCUCCACUAUGAGUUUGAACCCAGCUCUGACAACACUGAUGUCACUCUAGUUGCCCAGCUUUCUAUGGACAGGCUUCAGAUGUUGGAAGCUAUCUGUAAGCACUGGGAAGGCCCCAUCAGCCUUGCCCUGUAUCUGUCAGACGCUGAAGCCCAGCAGUUCUUGCGCUAUGCUCAGGGAUCCGAGGUCCUGAUGAGUCGUGGAAAUGUAGGUUACCACAUCGUCUACAAAGAGGGGCAGUUCUAUCCAGUCAACCUGCUUCGUAAUGUGGCCAUGCGGCAGGUCAAUACACCCUACAUGUUCCUAUCAGAUAUUGACUUCCUACCCAUGUAUGGCCUCUACGAGUAUCUCAGGAGGUCAGUAGUACAGCUGGACCUGGCCAACACCAAGAAAGCGCUGGUGGUUCCAGCCUUUGAGACAUUACGAUAUCGCCUGUCCUACCCCAAAUCAAAAGCUGAGCUUUUGUCUCAGCUAGACAUGGGCACGCUCUUCACCUUUAGGUACCAUGUGUGGACUAAAGGCCAUGCACCAACUAACUUUGCCAAGUGGCGGACAGCCACCACGCCCUAUAGGGUGCAGUGGGAGGCCGACUUUGAGCCCUAUGUCAUGGUGAGGAGGGACAGUCCUGAGUACGACCGCCGUUUUGUGGGCUUUGGCUGGAACAAGGUGGCUCAUAUCAUGGAGCUGGAUGCACAGGAGUAUGAGUUUGUGGUUCUGCCCAAUGCCUACAUGAUCCACAUGCCUCAUGCACCAAGCUUCGAUAUCACCAAGUUCCGCUCCAAUAAGCAGUAUCGGGUCUGCCUCAAGACCCUGAAAGAGGAGUUUCAACAGAACAUGUCGCGGCGUUAUGGCUUUGCCGCCCUUAAAUACAUGACGGCUGAGAACAAUAGCUAGCCACCACUGCAGGCCCUCAUACCCCUGGACAUGAACUACUGAUAUGCUGACAAAGGGGGAGGCACAAGAAACGAACAGCCCUUGUGGGGCCAUUGGGAUACUUUGAGACUUGAAUCCCUCAGAUUUUGUUAGAACAUUUGACCAUCAGUGUGGGACUGAAAGGGACAUUUAUGUCCAUACUAUGUGGAUAAAAGGAGUUUCUUCUGCUGAGAUUUUGAAGCUCUGAAUGAAAAUGUGAGUGACUGCGGGGCCUUGACCCUGGUGGCGUGUUCCCUGAGCCCCGGCUGUGGAAUUUGACAGACAGCAGUGCUAGGAUAUGCCCUGCCAUAUUUGUAAGACCAGUGACAGAGUUGUGGAUUACAUGUAACAUUAUGUACUGUGUGUGUGUGUGUGUGUGUGUGUGUGUGUGUGUGUGUGUGUGUGUGUGUGUGUGUGUGAGAGUGUGAGUGUGUGUGCAGGUAAAUGAAAGGCGUGACUGUGUCCAGGCGCUUUGCAAAAUCGUUAAAGAGAGCCAGCGAUGGGAGGCAUUGUUGGCUGAUGGCGCGUUUGUGCGCUGCAAAGAGGAAAGCUUACCAAGUGCCACGAAGUGACAAAAAGCAGCCAUAGUUUUACUGACAGCACACCCAGACCAAAUGCAAAUUAUCAGCAGGCAGUGAAAUAAGACAAAGCGGUAAACAUGUCCACAUAGAUUCCGAAAAUCUCACUGUGACGAGUGACACACACUCCGAUACUGAGGCGAGCAGCCAGCCAGCCGACCAUCUGCUGGUGCUUAAUUUGUUUCAUAGCCGAUACAAAUCAGAAUAAAUCCUCCUCCUCGUAUGACAAGCGAAGUUAAGUGCAAGGAUGACUGGAGGUCGUCCGCUCAGUUGAUAUUCAGGUUAUCUACACAUCAGCUUGAGUGUUUCCACUGUUUUACACCUACAGAAUCUGACAGCAGCUAGUACAGUGUGCUUUUUGAUGUAUUUUAAAUUCGACACCAGUGCUGUCUGCACAAACACCUGCUGGAAAUCGCUUCACUUAGUGCAGAUGUCCCCGAUUGCACUGAGAAGCAACCGGCCAAAGCACCAAUCGCUGAGCUCACUGUCUUCUUUUUCUUUCCAACAGCCUGUAUUAUUUAUCAGUGUGUUCACACAUCAACGAGUUGCUGUUAGGAGACAGAUCCAGACACUUUUCAUUCUUUCCCUGGCCUCUAGUUUGACAGUGUUAGAGCAGCCAUCUUGUUAUCCAUCUCCUUACCAGUGGAACUGAAACAGUCAUAUCAUAUCUGGCAGCGCAUAUCAGCUAUCUACUGUAUUUAAGGGUCUCCUCACUUUGAGUUGUUUUUGCAUGGCCCUCAAACGUCAUGUGCUGCGUGAUUAAUGAUAAAACGUGGGUUUGAGUUUUGCACGCUUGUCUGGUGUCACCCAAGUUGAUAGAUUGUCUACAAAACAAACUCAGUCCAAACACUUCAUACAAUUUCAAGCUAUGUGCCACCUCAACCUGGCAGCUCACAGCAUAAUUCAUGGGGUGUGUCUGCAGCUGCUCUCAUGCCUGUUGAAUGCUGAAUGAAACUUGCUCUUGUCGGAAUAUCAUUUAAGCAGAGCUGGACUGCACAAUUUCCAUUUGUACCUGCCAAUCUUCAGGAUCACCUGCACAAAAAACGCACUCAUUUAAUUUUUACCAUGGAUCUAAUUACUAUCCAGAAGCUAACGUUUGCAUGACCACUAGCAAGACCAAUGUUCGAUCACCUUGAGUUUUCCCUCACUAAUCAGCCACACAGGUGAACUGAUCACAGAUCAGCUGGCUGAGCUAUUUCUGUGGUCACAUAUGUAGAAAGCCCUGAAGCUGUUUUCUUCCUUUCAAUUGAUAUAGUUGGAGGGAGAGAUGCUUCAUGUCAGUGCAACGUCAGCUGCUGUUAUCACAGGGAUCAGAUCCUACAGAGGCCACUUUAGUCCAAUUCCACAAAUUCAUCACUAAUAACAUCACAAAGAUUUGGUUGGACUGAAUCUUUAGUCCUCCAGGAGUGGUUUAAACAAUCAUGUCUCAUAUCGCCAUGUUGUGAACACUGUUUAGCUAAUGCUUUUAACAAUGAAUGACAAGCCAACUCCCUGUCAGGCAAACUGGGUCCCUAGUGACUCAGACGGCCCAUGUUCAAGAGCGGGGUAAAAUUAAAGAUGUCAGUCUAAAACUGCUGGCUUUCAGGCAGCACAUAGAGUUGUACUUGGGUUGGUUCAGGUGCGUGUGAGUGAACAGGCUGCAUGUGUGAUUAUUGUCGGAUGUUCCGUAUGCAGGUGUGUGUGUGUGUGCGUGUGUGUGCGUGUGUGUGGGGUGUGUGCGGACAUGUGAAGUUUGUGCUGAAUGUGUGUUGCUUAGCAAGGCGGUGGAAGGCUGUCGUGUGUAAGUAGGACAGUGCUGACUGAUGCUGCUACUUGAAUAAAGACAAAAAGUCAAAUGCUC